AUGGAAAAUAAAUCUGAAAUAGAAUUAAAUCAAAAUCAAUGUAAAAGCAAUAUUCUUUCGUUAGAGGGUUUAUUAAAAAAAACAGUAGACACAAUGGUAAUUUUGUUAAAUUCCAUUGAUGAAGAAAAAACAAAAUAUGAAGAAUGUUUUGGUCCUUUAGAAGAGCAUAUGAUAAUUAACCCACCUCAACGAAUUAUUGAAUGGGUUCAUUCAAUUCAACAAACAAUACCUCCAUUAGAAGAUGAGUUAUCACCAACAAAAAGAAAUAAAAUUGAAGGAACAAUGAAAAUGGAUGUUGGAGGGGUUAUUAUUAAUUUUUCAAACCAAAGAGAAAAACAUAGUACUUCAUUACCUAAAGUAGCUGAUGACUCUUUAUUGUUUUUUAUGAAUAACCAAUUUAAAACAAAGUCAAUUGGAAUAACAGCAAAUAUUUCAAACACAGAUUUAAUAAAUUUUCCUUCGUUUUCUUCUCAACCAUUUAAGGAACAAUUAAAGAAACAUUACCCAAAAUUUCAAAAGGAGGAGAAUAAGACAGUUAAUAAAAAAACUUCAAAAAGAGAAAGAAAGAUGAAGAUUAACAUUAAUAAAAAACCUAAAAAUUGA
Entamoeba histolytica HM-1:IMSS is the source of this 603-nucleotide messenger RNA. RefSeq lists its product as uncharacterized. NCBI's taxonomy places the organism in Eukaryota, Evosea, Mastigamoebida, Endamoebidae. The transcript has a single exon. The record is from RefSeq and is a predicted model, not a curated record. Bases 1 to 603 code for a protein of 200 amino acids.